Messenger RNA from Dictyostelium purpureum, 1791 nucleotides. RefSeq lists its product as uncharacterized. The record is from RefSeq and is a predicted model, not a curated record. The transcript has a single exon. Lineage: Eukaryota; Evosea; Eumycetozoa; Dictyosteliales; Dictyosteliaceae. Bases 1 to 1791 code for a protein of 596 amino acids.
AUGGUACAAAUUUUUAGUUUAUUUUCACCAUUAAUUCCAUUUUUGAAAUUUUCUAAUUAUAAUAAAAAUAAUAACAAUAACAAUAACAAUAACAAUAAUUAUAAUAAUAAUAAUAAUAAUAAUGAAAAUAAUAAUAAUAUUAAUAAUAAUAAAAAUCAAAAAAACAAAGAUAAUAACAAUAUCAAUGAUAAUAAUAACAAUAAUAAUAAUAAUAAUAAAAUAAAUAUCAAUUAUAAUAAUAAUAAUAAUAAUAAUAAUUAUAAUAAUAAUAAUAAUAAUAAUAAUAAUAAUAUCAAUAAUAAUAAUAAUUUUGAUCAAAAAAACAAUGAUAAUAAUAAUAUCAAUAAUAAUAAUAUCAAUGCAAAAAAAAUAUCUACAAUCACUACAACUACCACAACCACCACAACUACCACUACCACUACAACUUUUUGCAAAAAUAACAAUUACUCAGAAUCAACCUUGAUAUCAGAAAAUCAACCAAUUUCCGUUGCAAAAUCAAAUUUAAAAAGGAAAUUAUCUGAUAUAUAUGAUUCAGAAAAAGAUCAAAGAGAUAAAAAAAAGUUAAAAAUUGAUUCUAAUAACCAAAUUGAUAUUCCACCAACCAGUGCAACAGAAGUUAAUGUAGCCCAAAAAGAAAUAAAUGAAAAUACUCAAGAAAAUAUUAAUAAUAGAAACAAUGACGAAAUUUUUUUAAUUAAUUUCGAAUCUGUAAAAAAUGACGUUAUCCAACAAUUAAAGUCUGAAAGUCACAGAGAAAUAAUUUUUGCUACAAAUUUAUUAGACCAUUAUAUCUCAGAUGAUGGUUUAUUAAAAAAAUUGUCCGGUUGUCAAAAGGAUAGAAUUUUAUUCAUAUUAUUAGAAUUUAUUUUUGAAGAAAAAGGAAAAAAAAGUUGUACAACAGACCUUGCCAAAAAAAAAGCUUGCUCAUUAGUUUCAAAAAUAAUAAUCAAAGAAUGGUUCGAUGAAGAAUCAUUAGAAAGCAUUGAAAAGUGGAUAGUCUCACUUCAAAAUAUUUUAUCAGACCCAAACUCUCCAAUAUAUAAAAUAGAAUGGGUUAUGAAAAUUUUUGGCCAGUUUGAUAGAAUUAAAAAUGAAAAUGGUUUUAAUUCAUUAAAUAGUAAAAAACAAAUUGUAAUCGAUAAAAUUUUUAAUGUUUCAAUAGAACUUCUUAAAAAUCUUAUUGAUUCAAAAAAAAAUAUAAAUGGCCCACAAAAAUCAUCAUCUCUUUUAAAUGAAACUAUUGAAACAAUUUAUUCAUUAUUUGGUUUGGUUAGUGGUUCAAUUCGUUCAGAAAAUUUACAAGUGGUUUUAGAUCUCUUUGACAGAGUAAAUUCUCCAAAAUCUUUUGAAGUAAAAAAGUUUUUGGUUAAUUCAAUCCCAUUUUUUGAAUUAAAUGAAUUGAUAAUGGUAUUGGAGCACUUCAAUUCAAGCCAUAAAAAGUUAAUUGCAAGUGGUAACUCUAACGGCCCAAUUGAUGCUCAAUCUAUUCAAUUAUUUUUUUCAAACAUAUUUGUAGUUGUAGAAAGAAUUGAAAGUGGUGAUUAUAAUAAGGAAAAAAUGGAUAUUAUCUUAAAACUAAUUAAAGAAUCCAUCAAGUUCUCUGGAAUUUUAUGUUACGAGAAUACAUUUAGUUUUUUUGAAAAGAUGUACGCCGAUGUUUUAAAAAUUGUAAACCAAAAAGAAAGAUUACAUAAACUCAAUUCAAUCAAAUGGUUUUUAUGGCGUCUCAAAAAAACAAACCCAAAUUUUAGAUUAGAUCACUUUAUUUCCAUAUUAGAACAAACAAUUUAA